AUGGUGCUAACCGCUGUCACCCAGUCAUUCCAAUCUUAUGCUCUUCGCAUGGUACAAGACACCUUGCGGCGAAUUUCAGCCCCAGUGAAAUUGACCGACCAUGUUGGUGAAGAGGAGGAAGUUCUGUAUGAUGACCCGAUGAUCGCCGAUUCUGAGAAAGCAAUUGUCUGCGUUAAAGAUGUGAACUUUUGGAAGAGGGCAUUUCUAGAUUUCGAUCUGGGAUUUGCAGAAUCCUACAUGUUCCAAGAGAUAGAAUGUGAUAACUUGUCCAAGAUCUUCGACCUGUACAUUCAAAACCGCGCCACGCUCGACUCGGGAGGCUCACCGUUCCACCUCAUCGUCCGCCUAGCCCAAUGGUGGCUACCGAAAAACAACAUUGAAAAUUCGCGCAGCAACAUCGCUUCCCACUACGAUACCUCGAACGGACUAUUUACGAACUUUCUAUCUCCUGACUUGAACUACUCCUGCGCACAUUUUACUAGCAAUGCAGCAGAAACCCUGCAAACCGCCCAGCGAAGAAAAGUCCACUACAUGAUCAAAAAGGCGCGGCUUCAAUCAACUCACCACUUACUGGACAUUGGCUGCGGCUGGGGAGAUCUGAUCAUCGAAGCAGCACGACUCACUGGCUGCAAAGCGACGGGAAUAACUCUUUCUGAGGAACAGAAGAGUCUUGCCGAUGAACGGAUCCGCGAAGCAGGCCUGCAGGACCGAAUUCGCGUUUUACUGUGCGAUUAUCGCAACGCACCCCGACCUGAGAGGAUGUUCGAGCAUGUCGGCGCUGAGUAUAUGGAUCAGUAUUUUGAAGUAAUCUCGCAAUUGUUGCCGCCUGAGGAUGGUGUGUUGGUGAUUGAUGGGAUAACGAAGAUACAACCAUUCCACGAAACCAACCCCCGAAUGGGCGAAUACAUCGAUCGCUACGUCUUCCCAGGCGGAUACCUCCCCACCCCAAAUAUUCUCUUCGAUUCUCUACAUCGCGGCAGCAAAGGAUCAUUGGAAGUGACUUCGGUGCUCAGUUCCGGCCCUCAUUACGGGAAGACCCUACUAGGAUGGAGGGACAACUUCCUGGCAAACUGGGAAGAUAUCCGAUCAGACUUUUGCAGUCGGCACCCUGAGGCUUCGGCACAGGAUUAUUACUUCGAGUACUGCGAAGCCGGGUUUCGUAAUCGCAUCUUGGGGAAUUAUACUAUUUGCGCAGUCAGAGCCCCUGAGCGGUUGUUGGUUCCCAACAAGACCAAGACCAAAUCACUACUUGUUCUUCUCUAUGGAGGCGUCGAAGGUCUCUGCUGUGAACUACCACCCUCGAUAUUGGUGCAGAUCACUGCAAACUUAGCGGGUUCUUAA
Molecule: messenger RNA, 1341 nt
Organism: Aspergillus neoniger CBS 115656
Lineage: Eukaryota; Fungi; Ascomycota; Eurotiomycetes; Eurotiales; Aspergillaceae
Product: 2-heptaprenyl-1,4-naphthoquinone methyltransferase
Exons: 7
Coding region: 1-1341 (446 amino acids)
Source: RefSeq, a predicted model, not a curated record